Molecule: messenger RNA, 1067 nt
Organism: Ilex paraguariensis (yerba mate)
Lineage: Eukaryota; Viridiplantae; Streptophyta; Magnoliopsida; Aquifoliales; Aquifoliaceae
Source: the annotation of a GenBank genome assembly
CCGCCGUGAAUGACCGUCUAUACCCGGUAAAACCGGUCACCAUCUUUCUUCUUGAUCUCCUAGGUCACUGCCCUACUUCUGCAUUUCAAAUUCGCUUCUCUCCCUUUCCUUUUACCGAUCUCAACGAUUCAACUCCUUUCUUCAGUUCAAUUCCUAGGGUCUCUUUCUCUCUCUGUGGAUAGAUUGACAACUCCGGCAAAUUCGCGGUUACUUCCAGGCGAGAUCUCCGAUCCGUAUAGGAGAUGUCUCAAGUUGAGGCCUUGUGGGAGCGGUUGGUGCGUGCAGCACUACGUAGGGAAAGGACCGGUACUGAUGCAUAUGGCCGGCCAGAGAGUGGCAUUGCUGCAAAUGUCCCAUCAUCGCUUCCAAACAACAGGGACAUAGAUUCCAUUUUGAGAGCUGCGGAUGAGAUUCAAGAUGAAGACCCAAAUGUUUCCAGAAUCUUAUGUGAGCAUGCUUAUUCUUUGGCUCAAAAUUUAGAUCCUAAUAGCGAGGGAAGGGGCGUGUUACAGUUCAAGACUGGUUUGAUGUCUGUAAUCAAGCAAAAGCUUGCAAAGAGGGAAGGUGGAAGCAUUGACAGAAGUCUAGACAUUGCUCGCUUACAGGAGUUCUAUAAGAAGUAUAGAGAGAAGCAUAAUGUAGACGAGCUACGGGAAGAGGAAAUGAAGUUGAGGGAGUCGGGUGCUUUCAGUGGUGACCUUGGAGAGUUGGAACGUAAAACUGUGAAAAGGAAAAGGGUUUUUGCAACUCUGAAAGUAUUAGGGUCGGUACUUGAGCAGUUGACUGAGGAGGUUUCGCCUGAAGAGGCAGAAAAAUUAAUUCCUGAAGAGUUGAAACGCGUGAUGGAAUCAGAUGCAGCUAUGACACAGGAUCUAGUUGCCUAUAACAUUAUUCCACUGGAUGCUCCUACCAUAACAAAUGUGAUCAUUUCUUUUCCGGAGGUACGGGCGGCAGUGUCAGCCUUAAAGUACUUCAGGGGCCUACCAAAAUUGCCAGGGAAUUUUCCGAUACCUGCUACCAGGGAUGCAGAUAUGCUAGAUUUCCUGCAAUGUGUUUUUGGAUUUCAG